Molecule: messenger RNA, 591 nt
Organism: Oppiella nova
Lineage: Eukaryota; Metazoa; Arthropoda; Arachnida; Sarcoptiformes; Oppiidae
Source: the annotation of a GenBank genome assembly
UCUCUAACAGAACAGGGACCCCUACACGUGGCACAGGACGGCACCCACAUAUACGCCAACCCCUACGCCUGGAACCGGGAGGCAAACGUACUGUUUCUGGAGGCGCCGGCGGGCGUCGGCUUUUCGUACAAAACGGACGGCAAGUACGCGACAAAUGACACUCAAGUGGCCGCCGAUAACUACGCGGCCCUCCAGUCCUUCUACCGGAAGUUCCCGCACCUCAAGCCCAACGACCUGUACGUCACCGGCGAGUCUUAUGGAGGGGUAUAUGUGCCCACUCUGGCUGUCCAUAUAUUGCGCGCGUCAGAGGCUACCGGUGCUGACGCCAUGAAUCUGAAGGGGUUUGCGGUGGGAAACGGCUAUCUAUCGCAGCAAUUAUUAGGCAACUCUUUACUGUACUUCGCAUACAAUCACGGCUUAUACGACACCCCCGUAUGGACUCAAUUAUGGGACGCCUGCUGUCCGCUGAGUAACGGUAGCCGAGUGUCGGUCGACAACAGCACCGGUCGAUGCGAUUUCGUGGGCAACGGGUCGACUCCCUGCCAGUCAGCCAUAGCACGGGCCACGGGUUUCAUAUCGGAGCCGGGUCUC